AUGGUGCCGCCCAUGAAUGUCUCCCCGCUCAUCAAGGCAGAACGGUAUUUGGCCCUGCUCUUGGGAACAGUCUAGGGUUCAAAGCAUUAUGCUUAUGUAAAGGCUCGGGCAGAAAAAGAAUGGAAGCCAGCAGCAGACAAAAAAGAGGAGGAAGAAAUGAAGAAGGCUCAGCAGAACUUGGAAAAAGCCUGA
Messenger RNA from Vombatus ursinus (common wombat), 192 nucleotides. RefSeq names its product ATP synthase membrane subunit e (gene ATP5ME). Gene Ontology annotation, biological process: proton motive force-driven ATP synthesis. Gene Ontology annotation, molecular function: proton transmembrane transporter activity. The record is from RefSeq and is a predicted model, not a curated record. Lineage: Eukaryota; Metazoa; Chordata; Mammalia; Diprotodontia; Vombatidae.